Messenger RNA from Miscanthus lutarioriparius, 1263 nucleotides. Lineage: Eukaryota; Viridiplantae; Streptophyta; Magnoliopsida; Poales; Poaceae. The record is from the annotation of a GenBank genome assembly.
AUGGCCGGCGGCAAGCGCCGCCACGCACGCAACCCCACCGCCGGCGGGCCCCACCGCAGCGCCGGCUCAGGCCGUCGUCGCCCGGUCCCCGAGCUCCCGUCUUUCGUCUCCCUCGCCUCUGUCGCCGCCGCCUUCUCCUCCCCCGCCUCGGGCGGCCGCGGCGGAGGGCGGGGCGCACGGCGCGGCGGCGCCUGCUCCGAUGGCGAGUCCUCCCACGCCGUACCAUUUAGCUAUCCCUCCCUCCGCCCCUGCUCCGCUUUUUCGGAGCGUGGUCAGGCGCAGGCACUGGAGGUGACCAUCGACACCGCCCCCUGCGCCGACCCAGCCGCUUCCGUCUUUAUGUGCUCGUACGGCCCAGACGUGCUCGGUGAGAUCGGGCUUGGGCUGAGCGCGGACGAGGAGGAGGCCGGUGAUAGAGAGCUGCAUCUCGGGCUAGGAUUCCGGGAUGGAGGACACGAGGAGAUGGAGCUCAAAUUAAAGGAACUGGCGGAGGAAGAUGUCUCCUUCAACACGCCCAAGCAGAAGCAGGAGCAGAAGGUGAAGCCCAAUCCGGGAUUUUUGUUGAUUGGCGGAGUCAGGAUCUACACGGAGGACAUCUCAUCGCCAGAAUCGGAUCGGAUGAGCAGCUCUGAUGAGGAUUUAGAAUCCAAAUCAGGUGACGGGGAGAGAUUUGAGAAUGAUGAUGGCGACAGUGACGAAGAAGGUAGUGAAGGCGAGGAGAGAGAUUCGGUGUCUACCGGCGAGUCAUCAGGGUCGGAAUCAGAUGAAGGUUUGAUCUUCGGGGAUUCUUCUUCAGUUGACAAUGAGGUUGUUGCUGAUUACAUGGAUGGGAUCGAAAGGGAAGGAAAGCUUGAGGGUUAUGCACUAAUGACUGCAUCCGAACAGUAUGGCAUGAAGAGGCCGAAUUCAGUUGAGAAGCGGAAGGGAAAAGGAAUGGUUUGUAAUGGUGAUUUGCCAAGCAUGCAAGUGAUGGGCCUGGAGGAUAUGUUCAUGGUGAACAAUGUCUGGAUGCCAAACAGGUCAAGGAAGGGGUCGAAGACAGGAUCAUCAUCCUCUCAGCUCUCACGGUCCUGGCCUAACGAGGGUAGGAAGAGCAAAAAGUACCAGAGCAGGCCAGGUGAAAAGAAGCAGCAUAGGAAGGAACUCGUUGCAAAGAAGCGUCAACAACGAAUGCUAAGCAGAGGAGUUCACUUAGGGCAAAUUAAUACUUUUUCCUGUUGGCAGAAAUUGAGGAAAAUGGUUGUGGAUCAGGUUGAUAUGUAA